Molecule: messenger RNA, 467 nt
Organism: Aegilops tauschii subsp. strangulata
Lineage: Eukaryota; Viridiplantae; Streptophyta; Magnoliopsida; Poales; Poaceae
Source: RefSeq, a predicted model, not a curated record
AUGAAAUAUAGCCAGGUCAGUGUGUUGGCUUCAGAAGCUAUGCAUGCAGCAUGCAAACACCCAACUUUGUGGGAUCAGUUACAUGAGAGUUUGAAGACCGUGAUAGCUAAGAGCCAUGAGUAUGAUCAGCUAAAGGAAAAUUUGAGUAAGAAAACGGCUGAUCUUAGUACUUGUGCAAUUGAAUAUGUAGACGAUGGUGAAGGCAACAUAGUUGAAGUUCAUGAUCCUAUUAAAGUAUCAACGAAAGGUGCAACUAAGGUAGAUGAGAACCGCCCUAUGUCGAAAAAUGGUAGGCCACUUUCGUACGACGAGAUCAGAAUCAGGUGCGGCGCAUGCAAAUUGCUAGGGCACACUAAACGCAGCAAGAAAUGCAAACUAAAUAAGAAAAGCGUGGUGGGCGAAGAAGAGUAGAACAGUUGCUAAAGUUAUGUUAGGAUGAAUCCAGUGAUCUAAUAGUGAGGUGUUUA